Messenger RNA from Trichoderma atroviride IMI 206040, 788 nucleotides. RefSeq names its product mitochondrial 37S ribosomal protein uS12m. Gene Ontology annotation, cellular component: ribosome; small ribosomal subunit. Gene Ontology annotation, molecular function: structural constituent of ribosome. Lineage: Eukaryota; Fungi; Ascomycota; Sordariomycetes; Hypocreales; Hypocreaceae. The record is from RefSeq and is a predicted model, not a curated record. Gene Ontology annotation, biological process: translation.
GCAUCGCGCAUCGUCCAGACUGCCAAAAGCAGUCCAAUUGCGCUGCCCACAAUGGCCGCCUCAAUCCUCCGCAGCUUCUUCUCGCCAGCCCUCCGCCAAUCCCUCACAGCCACCGCGCCAUCAUCCUCAAUAUCGCCCAUCUCUCGACUCCUCCAAUCUCAAUCCUCCUCACCCUCAUCAAUCCUCUCGCCAUUCCGUGCCGCCGCAGCCUUCUCAACAACUCCCGCACCGCAAGCCACCCUCAACCAAGUCCUGCGCGGCAUCCGCAAGGGCAAGCGCGCGCGCCACGCCGUCUCCCCCGCGCUGUCCAACACGCACUGCCCGGCUCUGAAAGGCGUUUGUCUGCGUGUCGGUGUCGUGAGGCCCAAGAAGCCCAACUCUGGCGAGCGCAAGACGGCGCGUGUGAAGCUUUCGUCUGGGGCGGUGGUUACGGCGUAUAUCCCUGGCGAGGGACAUAAUAUCCAGCAGCAUAGUGUGGUGCUUGUGAGGGGAGGGAGGGCGCAGGACUGUCCUGGUGUGAGAUAUCAUUUGGUUAGAGGAGCGUUGGAUUUGGGUGGUGUUGCGUCUAGAACGACGAGCAGGAGUAAAUACGGAACCAAGAAGCCCAAGAAGGCCACCGUGGGUUAAAGGGAAUUCAAGCGAAAACAACAAGAAGAAUAUCUCCGUUUUCAUCUCCCGGAGCUGAGCAGAGUAUUGGUUAGACACUGUAUAAACAACCAUAGAUUAAAGACGGAUGAGAACUGUACAAUACCAACAAAAGCAAUAUCAAUCACAUAUUUUACGUUUUG